Messenger RNA from Amaranthus tricolor (Joseph's coat), 1797 nucleotides. RefSeq lists its product as uncharacterized. Gene Ontology annotation, biological process: male meiosis II. The record is from RefSeq and is a predicted model, not a curated record. Lineage: Eukaryota; Viridiplantae; Streptophyta; Magnoliopsida; Caryophyllales; Amaranthaceae. The coding region runs from base 268 to 1581 and encodes 437 amino acids. The transcript is spliced from 4 exons.
AGAAAGUCCAAAACUCUUUUCCAACGGUCAUAUUUUCUGUUCCUAAAAAAGACAAAUUUAAUCCUUUAACCGCAAAACCCCAAAAGCUCUGCUUCUCCCUUUCAUUCGUCUUCAUAGUUCAUACAAUGACGAACAAAAAUCUUCUUCUCUCACCAUUUCUCUAAAAUCAAAUGCUAAUUCUCCCUCUCCAAAUCCCAAUUUUCAGGUGGCUACUCUUCUGAUUCUAACCAUUAUUUCCAUUAGAGAGUAAGCAGAGUUUUUGCUAAAAUGGGCUGUUUCUCCACCUGUUUCGGUAAAUGUAAACGUUCUCGGAGAUGUCACCGACGACGCGCUAAGACCAAUCCUUCUCUUCUUUAUCAUUUGCAGACAUAUGAAUCUGUUGAAGGUUUUCAAGUGCCUGAUUUGAUCGAAGAAUUGGAUGAGAAAAAAGAAACGGCUGAUGAAAAUCAAAUUGAACAUACUCAUGAGUCAAUUGAUGAAAAAAGGGAAAAAUCGAAUUCAAGCGAGAGAAAGAAGGUAACGUUUGAUUUGAAUGUGAAAGUCUAUGAAGAUUUACGUUCAGAUGAGGAGGAUGAAGAAGACAAUGGUAAUCUUGAGGAUAACAAUGAUGAAAAUAAAGCACAAAAUAAGGAAGGAAAAUGUGUUGAAGCUACAUUUGGAAGCCCUUCAGAUUCAAGCUCAUCAAGCUUAUUUUCAUUUCCACCCAAUCAUAGAUACCAAAAUUGCUGGGAUAGUGAUGAUGAAGUUUUAUCAUCUGAUGAAAGUGAUAUUGAUGAUUAUAUUGAUGACGAUUAUGAAGAUGAAGAUGAAGUCGAGAGUGAAGUCAAAAAUGAUCAAUGUCAAUCAUCAGAAUCUCUGUUUUCACUUUCUUUAAACUCUAGGAAGCAAGGUUUUGAAACAGGAGGGGAUAAAGAGGUGAAUAGCCCAAUGCCCAUCAAGAAUUCAAACCCGAAUGACUCAAAUUCGGAGGAAUCGAAUCGAAAUUCGAGCAAAUAUGUUGAUUCGGUGUUGAACCCAGUUGAGAAUCUUACUCAGUGGAAGUUUAUCAAGGCAAGAUCAAAGCUUGCAGCUAAAGAAAAUCAAGCAAAAGAGAACACGAUUUCAGGCCAAAAAUUCAGCUUUGUUAAAAAUGAGCAAUCAAAGGAGAAAGAAAUUGGAGUUGAUACGAGCCUUUCUACAUGGCUUGUGGGUUCAGCAGGAGGAACACCCAAAAAUCAUAGCAGAAGCAGCUCAGUAUCAGUGGGGAAUUCACCAGCUGACAAGAAAACAAUUUCACCCAACAAAUUUGAGGAUAGACCCAUUUUGGGAGCUUUAACUGUUGAGGAAUUAAGGCAAUUUUCGGCUUCUAACUCGCCUCGAAAAUCGCCCAGCAAGAGUCUUGAAGAUAUGCCCAUCAUUGGAAGUGUUGGGAGUUACUGGAGUCAUACUGCACAGACUGCUGAUUCUAAGUCAAGCACAAAAAGCACCAAAAGCAGAUUUAGGGAGAGUACUGAAGUGAUUUGGGACUCAACACCAUUUGAAACACGGCUGGAGAAAGCACUUGAAAAGGAAGGCAAUGUUAAUCAGGUUUUUGCACUAUAAAAGGAAAGAAAUGCUGUACCACAAGAAUAUUGACUUGCGAAGAAAAACAAAGAUUUCAUUCAUUUAUUCAUUCUUUUUGUCCAAUUGGUGUGAUUAUUUGUAAUAUACUGUGUGUGAUUUUGUAACUACUUCAAUUCUUCAAUUGAUUUGUAAUUCUUAUGAUAUUUAUCCUAUUUAAAUCCCAAAUACUUGGUAUGACUGUUAUUUUCUGAUUCA